AUGGUUUAUGCACUGACUUCAAAAAUGACCCAGGCUGCAUAUGAAUACUUUUUGAUAAUUACUCGACAGAUUUUGCCGUUAAACUAUGCGGAGCUAGUAAUUAUUUCUGAUUUUGAAAGGGGUUUGAUAAAUGUUGUGAAAUCAGCAAUUCCCGAAAGCAGAUACCAGGGAUGUUGGUUUCAUUAUUGUCAGUCUAUUGUAAGGUACUGCAGACGGAGUAUGAAUAGUAUAUUCAAUCUCUUCAAAUCCAGCCUUGAGGCUGCUAAAAUAUUGCACAUGAUCCUAGCCUUACCUCAUUUGCCAGCAGAAGUGAAUCCCAAUUGCAGGUUCACAAUUUUUGACGGAUUUAGGGUGGUUGUUGAAUUUGCCAACCAACAUCCAAACAUUUCUCAACGUUUGGAGAUUUUUCUCUUGGGUUAUGUUCAAGAUUUUUGGUUAAUACAAAUGGGCGCUUCAUCUAUAAGUGUCUAUGGGUAUGAGAAUUUCAUAAACAAAAAAAAAAAAUAG
Molecule: messenger RNA, 507 nt
Organism: Macrosiphum euphorbiae (potato aphid)
Lineage: Eukaryota; Metazoa; Arthropoda; Insecta; Hemiptera; Aphididae
Source: the annotation of a GenBank genome assembly